AUGCUAGAUAUCACCAUGCCUCACUCGACAACCCUCCAACAGCCAUUCAUCAUGGUCCCGACCCGCCAAUAUUAUCAAAGCCCGGAUACAUUCCUCUUGAGCAGCAUUGUCGACAUCAACAAGCUCCUGAAGACCGCUGUCUCGUCCGGCCUCAAAGCUGUCCCAGCUGUAGGUUCGCUGCUGGGGAGCGUCGUCAGCGCACUCUGGCCAGAGAAAAGCCAGCCCACCCUGCAGUGGGACAGAAUCGAGAAGGAUGUGCGCAGGGUCGUUGAGGGCCUUCUGGACAGGGACAAGGCCAACACUCUCCGGCAAAAGAUUGACUCCCUCCAUGACUUGAUCGACGGGUACAACAAAACCGCUUAUGGCGGACGACAGAAAGGCGAGAAGCUCACCUUCCUCCUUGGCUGGUUCACCGUCACCCGGCGCGAGUUCACCGAGAACGGCACACCUUGGCUGACGCUGCAAUAUUUUGUUCCUCUGGCCACGCUCCAUCUCACGCUACUCCGCGAACAACUGCUACGCUGGGACAAGCUUUACCCCGACGACACAAUGGAUGAGGUGCGGCUCCGCGGGGAACUCCAAGAUGCGAUCACCAUCUAUACCACCGCUGCCGAGCAGAUCCGCGACAAGUGCUUGAAGUGGCGUAUGGAUGAGCGUAUCAUCGUGACAGAAGAUGAAGCUUAUGACUGGUGUUUGGUUGGUCGUCAAUGGCGCAAGUUUGUUCGCGACCUCGAAACCCAGUUCUCCCAGACGAUCUCAUGGGGCCCUGAGAUCGGUCCAAGCAGAGGGUACCGUAUUGAAGAGGAGGUGAACAGAUACGUACAGGAUUUGCGCGACACGGCUGGUGCUGUCUACCGACAACAGAUUGAUGACAUCCUCGCGCCUUCACUUCAGUGGCCACAGUUUGAUAAGGUGGGCACGUAUGACCCAGUGAGGCGGGUCAUCAUGGCUGGCACAACGGGACCCAUGUGUGCCGGUAUCUCUUCCGGAAUGUGGCACUUCAACGACCGGGAGUUUGCAAGGGAGCAUGGGCCCAUCACCAAGGUAGUUGUCCAUGCCUGGGAUCGCGUUGAUGGCUUCGAGGUCUGGUAUGGCGGUGUCAGUAGCGGUCUCCGCGGCAGGCGCGGUGGCUCGCAGAGGGAGUUGGAAGUUGGAGACUCGGAGUCAAUUGUUUGCGUGACAGGUCACGCCGGGCAGUGGCUAGACUCGGUCAGUUUCUUUGUGAGUCCCAACAAGCAUAUCAACGGUGGGAACGGUACGGAUAAUUUCCGUAUAGGUUUCGCAGAGGAUUGCCCUUCAAACGAAACGGACACACUCCGCUUGGAUUAUGUCUAUGGCUGGUCCAACAGCGGGAGCGGUUUUAUCGAGGGUUUUGGCGCUGUCUUCUGCCGGGUGGAGAUCUUGUAA
Molecule: messenger RNA, 1407 nt
Organism: Podospora anserina S mat+
Lineage: Eukaryota; Fungi; Ascomycota; Sordariomycetes; Sordariales; Podosporaceae
Exons: 1
Coding region: 1-1407 (468 amino acids)
Molecular function (GO): toxin activity
Source: RefSeq, a predicted model, not a curated record